This is a messenger RNA of Symphalangus syndactylus (siamang), 10512 nucleotides long. It is a transcript of the gene PLEKHG2, whose product is annotated as pleckstrin homology and RhoGEF domain containing G2. Lineage: Eukaryota; Metazoa; Chordata; Mammalia; Primates; Hylobatidae. Gene Ontology annotation, biological process: regulation of actin filament polymerization. The record is from RefSeq and is a predicted model, not a curated record. Gene Ontology annotation, molecular function: guanyl-nucleotide exchange factor activity; small GTPase binding.
UUUCUUUUUUUUUUUUUUUGAGACGGAGUCUCGCUCUGUCACCCAGGCUGGAGUGCAGUGGCGCGAUCUCGGCUCACUGCAAGCUCCGCCUCCCAGGUUCACGCCAUUCUCCUGCCUCAGCCUCUCCGAGUAGCUGGGACUACAGGCGCCCGCCACCACGCCCGGCUAAUUUUUUGUAUUUUUAGUAGAGACGGGGUUUCACCGUGGUCUCGAUCUCCUGACCUCGUGAUCCGCCCGCCUCGGCCUCCCAAAGUGCUGGGAUUACGAGCGUGAGCCACCGCGCCCGGCCCCCUGGUCCUUCUUUUAGCCAGAUCAGAUUCUCUGCCCCUUUCCCAAAAAAUCCCCCAUGUAAGAAAACGGCACCUCCCACCAUCUACCAGGGCUUAAGCCAGACACCCAGGAGUAUCCCUUGACACCUUGCUCUCAAAUCCACACCCCAGGCCAACAGCAAUCUUGUCUGAUCCACCUGCAAAAUAGAUCCACAAUCUACCUGCCCCCACCAUGACCCCCAACCUGGUCCUAGCCAACAUCGUCUGCCAUUUGCAUCUUCAUAGCAGCCCCAGCCCCAGUCUCUGCUCUAGCCCCUGCCUUCAGUCUCUACUUUCCCCACUCCCCCAAGAGACAACCAAAGGAAGCCUGUUAUAACACCUGAGUCAGAUCACAUAAAAGUCAAAUUCCUGAGUCCUCCCCACAGCCCACACAGUCUGGCACCCAUCGCUUACCCUCCCCCUUGGCCACUCUGCUGCAGCCACACUGGCCUCCUAGGUGCUCUACCAAGUCUGGUCUGCUUCAUCCAUAGGAGCUUUGCACUUGCUGUUCCCUCUGCCUGAACACUCCCCUGGUGUCCCCAUGGCUCACUCCCCUCCUUCAGGUCUCUGCUCAAAAGUUGCCUUCUCUGUGAGAUCCUCCCUGACCACUGCUGUUGCAAUCCACACCCCACCUCCAACUACCCCAUCCUCCCUACCUUGCUCGACUUUUUCCAUGACAUUUAUCAUCACCACCUAACAUUAAAAUGUACUUAAUUCUUAUGUUGACAGCAAUCUGCCUCCCCGCUAGAAUGUCGCGUCCUCAGGGGCAGGGCCUACUUGUUCACUGCUGUAUUACACACAGCUAAAGGAAGCCAGGCACAUAGUGAAUGUUCAAUACUUGUUGAAAAAACAAGUCGACUCAAAAACAUAGUUUUCCUUUUCAGCAGAGGUUAAAACUCCAAGACGGAUAAAUAUGUUCAUCUGUAAAAGGAGGCAUUAAAAAGACAGAGAAAUACGGAGGAGGCAGAGUCAUAUACAGUUUGCCGAGGACCCACAUCUCUACAGAAGUCAAACUAUUUGCACUCAAUUCCAUGCCCAGAGCAUCUAAUAAGAGACGAUACCCCCACCUGGUGGCUGGGACGGAAACGGCACCUUCCUACAAUACAGAACACCCAAAGGACCGUCGCCAAAGCCCUAGGAGUCUUUUGAGCCCAAUAAUUCAAAAGAUAGAACUGUUCAUUCAUCUAAGUGAUGUAGAUGUUUUGGUUGGUUUAUAAGAUGUAUAAGUUUAUAAAAACUGAUGAGAAAAAAAGAAGUGCUCCAGGUGAGGAUCGAACUCACAACCUCGGCAUUGCUCCGCCCGCACUGUCAUAUAAGUACCGCGCGCUAACCGAUUGCGCCACUGGAGCUUCGGCCGCACCCCUACGCCGGGAAGUUCUUCAGUGGUUCAUAGCCACGUGACCUCACCAGAGGGACCCCCCCGCCUUGUAUUGCAUAUGCAAAUUAAAAAUUUUGGAUUGACCAAUAGGAAACAGUGCAUUGCCAGUUCCGGAUUCUCACGCCUCGCGGCCUUUGCUGUAAAAGGGAAAAGUCCGCGAGGCGUUUGGAAUGUAGGAGUGUCGCCUACUAGAAGGACACGCCUCCUCAUGAAUAUUCAAAACAAGGGGUGGGAUCUUAACCCUUCGCUGGCGGGCCGGCCGGAAGGCAGCCCCUCCCCCCCCGCAGGCGGGAACAGGAUGUGAGCCCCGGCGACAGCGGGGGAGGGGAAGCCCCGAGCGACCGCCCCCCGCCUCACAGCUGGGACCGGACUCUCCCGCCCCAGAUGUGGCGCCGCCGCCGUCACACGAGCCCCGUGACACCCAGCCGGGAGCCCGAGGGGUCCAGAGGCUCGGACCCGGGCGUGCGGAAUUUCUGCACCGCAUCCUGAGAGACACCGAGGUCCAGGCCCUGGCGCCCAGGCUGGAGGACUUGAGCCAUCCAGGAGCGCAGCGCCCCCUCCUGGAGCAGCCGGGAGCCCGGACGUCACCCCGCGGGACCCUGGAAGCCGAGCGCCCCGUAUCCCCGUUUCAAGAACUCAGGAUCCAGGACCGCAGACUCCCUCCAGGGCUCCGAUCCCAAGACCCCGCGUUGGAGGAACUUGAGAUCUAGACUUCUAAGCGCCCCAACCAGUUUCGGGCUGCAGCGGCCAUCACUUCAAGGGGACCCAGGACUUUGGGACCCCCCUGUGCUCCCACCUGGAGGGAGUUUCAUUCCUGCCCCUAGAAUUAGGGGAACUCAGAAAUCCAUCCCCCACCCCACGGCCCUACCUAGAAGACAGGAAUGUGAGUCCCCAGCGCCGCCAUCUGAGACUCCAGAGUCGAGGCUCCUAGCAUCCCCUACGUAGAACACUGAGAAAUCCCGACUGCGGGACCCCAGUCUCCGAGAGACCCCAGAUUCUAUUCCUGGAGCCUGAGAGACCGAAGUUCACGCCCCUGAGUCUGGGCUCCGCACCUCCCCGGGGACCGCGUCGGGGUCGCGCAGGAGCCAGGCUGCCUCGGGCCGAGGCUGGAGGCUCCCCGGGAGCCCCCAUCUGUGAGUCGGCGGUGGAGAGGCCCAUGGGGUCCUGAUAUCCAAGAAGGGGCUCUUUCUGCAGGACUCUGCUGGGCCGCUCAGCCAUGCCUGAGGGAGCCCAAGGACUGAGCCUCUCCAAACCUAGCCUGAGCCUCGGGUGUGGCCGAAGAGGUGAAGUGUGUGACUGUGGCACCGUGUGUGAGACUCGGACAGCAGCUCCUGCAGCCCCCACCAUGGCCUCCCCCCGAGGUUCUGGGAGCUCCACAUCCCUGAGCACAGUGGGCUCUGAGGGGGAUCCAGCCCCCGGGCCCACUCCAGCCUGCUCAGCCUCCAGGCCAGAGCCCCUGCCAGGGCCCCCCAUCCGCCUACAUCUCUCUCCGGUGGGGAUCCCAGGUUCAGCCAAACCCUCAAGGCUGGAGCGUGUAGCCCGGGAGAUCGUGGAGACAGAACGGGCAUAUGUCAGGGACCUCCGCAGCAUCGUGGAGGACUACCUGGGCCCUCUGCUGGACGGCGGGGUCCUGGGGCUGAGCGUGGAGCAGGUGGGCACGCUGUUUGCCAACAUUGAGGACAUCUACGAGUUCAGCAGCGAGCUCCUGGAGGACUUGGAGAACAGCAGCAGCGCCGGGGGUAUUGCCGAGUGCUUCGUGCAGAGGAGCGAGGAUUUUGACAUCUACACAUUGUACUGCAUGAACUACCCGAGCUCCCUGGCCCUGCUCCGGGAGCUGUCAUUGUCUCCGCCAGCAGCCCUGUGGCUGCAGGAGCGCCAGGCCCAGCUUCGCCACUCACUGCCCCUGCAGAGCUUCCUGCUGAAACCUGUCCAGCGCAUCCUCAAGUACCAUCUGCUGCUGCAGGAACUAGGGAAGCACUGGGCAGAGGGCCCAGGCACUGGGGGCCGCGAGAUGGUGGAGGAAGCUAUUGUGUCCAUGACAGCAGUUGCCUGGUACAUCAAUGACAUGAAGCGCAAGCAGGAGCAUGCGGCGCGCCUCCAGGAAGUGCAGCGGCGGCUGGGUGGCUGGACCGGACCGGAGCUCAGUGCUUUUGGGGAGCUGGUGCUGGAGGGCGCGUUCCGAGGAGGUGGAGGGGGUGGCCCCCGGCUACGAGGGGGUGAGCGGCUGCUCUUCCUGUUCUCUCGGAUGCUGCUGGUGGCCAAGCGCAGGGGGCUGGAGUAUACCUACAAAGGCCACAUCUUCUGCUGCAACCUGAGCGUGAGCGAGAGUCCCCGAGACCCUCUAGGGUUCAAGGUGUCUGAUCUGACCAUUCCCAAGCACAGACACCUGCUCCAGGCCAAGAACCAAGAAGAGAAGAGGCUGUGGAUUCACUGUCUCCAGCGCCUCUUCUUUGAGAACCACCCCGCCUCCAUCCCUGCCAAGGCAAAGCAAGUUCUCCUUGAAAACAGCCUGCAUUGUGCCCCCAAAAGUAAGCCUGUCCCAGAGCCCCUGACACCCCCACUUGGGUCUCCUCGACCUCGAGAUGCUAGAAGUUUUACCCCUGGGCGAAGGAACACAGCUCCAUCUCCUGGGCCCUCUGUGAUCCGCCGAGGCCGCAGGCAGUCUGAGCCGGUGAAGGACCCUUAUGUCAUGUUCCCACAGAACGCUAAGCCUGGAUUCAAGCAUGCUGGCAGCGAAGGGGAACUCUACCCCCCAGAAUCUCAGCCACCAGUUUCAGGCUCUGGACCCCCUGAGGACCUGGAGGAUGCUGGACCCCCAACACUGGACCCCUCUGGGCCCUCAAUCACUGAAGAAAUCCUGGAACUGCUGAAUCAGCGAGGCCUUCGAGAUCCAGGGCCAUCCACCCAUGACAUUCCCAAGUUCCCUGGAGACUCCCAGGUGCCUCGAGACAGCGAAACCCUCACAUUCCAAGCCCUGCCCAGCCGGGACUCUUCAGAAGAGGAGGAGGAGGAAGAGGAAGGGCUGGAGAUGGAUGAACGGGGGCCUUCCCCACUCCACGUCCUGGAAGGGCUCGAAAGUUCCAUUGCAGCUGAAAUGCCCAGCAUUCCCUGCCUUACCAAAAUUCCUGACGUGCCCAACCUUCCUGAAAUUCCCAGCCGCUGUGAAAUUCCCGAAGGUUCCCGCCUUCCUAGUCUCCCUGACAUUUCCGAUGUUUUUGAGAUGCCCUGCCUUCCAGCCAUACCUAGUGUCCCCAACACCCCCAGUCUUUCUAGCACUCCCACCCUCUCCUGUGACUCCUGGCUCCAAGGGCCUCUGCAGGAACCAGCUGAGGCUCCGGCCACCAGGAGAGAACUGUUCUCUGGAAGCGAUCCUGGGAAACUGGGAGAGCCGCCUUCAGGAGGCAAGGCAGGGCCAGAGGAGGAUGAAGAAGGGGUAUCAUUCGCAGACUUCCAGCUCCAGGAUGUCACCCAACAUCAGGGAUUCCCAGAUGAGCUGGCAUUCCGCUCCUGCUCAGAAAUCCGGAGCGCCUGGCAGGCAUUGGAGCAGGGACAGCUGGCCCGGCCAGGCUUCCCAGAGCCACUGCUAAUCCUGGAGGAUUCGGAUCUGGGUGGAGACAGCGGGAGCAGGAAGGCAGGAGCCCCAAGUUCGGAAAGGACAGCGUCCCGAGUGCGAGAGCUGGCCCGGCUUUACAGCGAGCGGAUCCAGCAGAUGCAGCGGGCAGAGACUCGGGCAUCGGCCAACGCCCCGCGCCGCCGGCCUCGGGUUCUGGCCCAACCCCAGCCAUCCCCCUGUCUGCCCCAGGAGCAGGCAGAGCCAGGGCUCCUGCCUGCCUUUGGACACGUGCUGGUAUGUGAGCUGGCCUUCCCACUGACAUGUGCCCAGGAGUCUGUCCCCCUGGGUCCUGCUGCCUGGGUUCAAGCUGCCAUACCUUUGUCGAAGCAGGGAGGCAGCCCAGAUGGCCAGGGUCUACAUGUUUCAAAUUUGCCUAAGCAAGACCAUCCGGGCAUCCACGUUUCAGCUGCUACCCUUUUGCCUGAGCAAGGAGGUUCCCGGCAUGUCCAGGCUCCAGCAGCCACACCUUUGCCCAAGCAGGAAGGCCCCCUACACCUCCAGGUGCCGGCUCUUACAACUCUCCCUGAUCAAGGCCACCCGGAAAUCCAAGUUCCAGCCACCACUCCUUUGCCUGAGUAUAGAAGUCACGUGGCUAAACCGGCUCCAUCCACCGCCUUUUGUCCUGAGCAGGGACACUGUGGAGACAUCCACGUUCCCACCACUCCAGCUUUGCCCAAGGAGAUUUGUUCUGAUUUCACAGUUUCAGUCACCACCCCUGUGCCCAAGCAAGAAGGUCACCUAGACAGUGAGAGCCCAACCAAUAUCCCACUGACAAAGCAAGGAGGUUCCAGGGAUGUUCAGGGCCCAGACCCUGUCUGCAGUCAACCCAUCCAGCCUUUGUCUUUGCAUGGAAGCAGCCUGGAUCCCCAGAGUCCAGGCGACACCCUACCGCCGUUGCCGUGUCACCUCCCAGACCUUCAGAUUCCUGGUAGCUCACCUUUGCCUGCACAUGGAAGCCACCUGGACCAUCAGAUCCCAGCCAACGCCCCACUGUCUUUGUCCCAGGGCCUCCCAGACACUCAGGUUCCAGCUACCACACCUUUGCCCCUGCCACAAGUCCUCACAGACAUCUGGGCCCAAGCCCUCCCAACUUCACCCAGGCAGGGAAGCCUCCCAGACAUCCAGGGUCCAGCGGCUGCACCUCCACUUCCGGAGCCAAGCCUUACAGAUACACAGGUCCAAAAACUCACACCUUUGUUGGAGCAGAAGAGCCUCACAGAUGCCCAUGUUCCAGCUGCCACACCUUUACCUGAGAGAGGAGGCUCUCUAGACAUUCAGGGCCUCUUACCCACCCCAGUUCAGACCACCAUGGUUUUGUCCAAACCAGGAGGCUCCUUAGCCUCUCAUAUUGCCAGGUUGGAGUCUUCAGACUUGACCCCACCUCAUAGUCCCCCACCUUCCAGCCGUCAGCUCCUGGGCCCCAAUGCAGCUGCCCUCUCCAGAUACCUGGCAGCCUCGUAUAUCAGCCAGAGCCUGGCUCGGCGGCAGGGGCCUGGGGGAGGGGCCCCCGCAGCCUCCCGGGGCUCCUGGUCCUCUGCUCCCACGUCACGGGCAUCUUCGCCGCCCCCCCAGCCCCAGCCACCACCUCCCCCAGCCAGACGGCUCAGCUAUGCCACGACGGUUAACAUCCACGUGGGCGGGGGUGGGCGGCUGCGGCCAGCCAAGGCCCAGGUCCGGUUGAACCACCCUGCUCUCUUGGCCUCCACACAGGAAUUUGUGGGCCUUCGCAGGGCCCAGGGGGCUCCUGAUGCCCCCUUCCACAUGUGAGCCAGGACAUGAAGCUUCCCCAAAGCAAGGACUUCAGCCAGAUGCUAUAGACCCUCAGAACUUGACCCGGAAGUCCAGACACUGAACACGGGCCUCAAAACUGCUGCGGCUUUCCAACUCCUGGUAUCUGCAUCGGCGAAUGGCCCUUCUUGCCUUGAUCACAGGGAUGGGGAAGGGAAUGUCAUUAAUGUUUUGUCAAUUAAUACUGAUUCUUUAAUGCGAUGAUGUGUAUUUUCCCAUUCUGGAGGCUGUGGAAGAUGACAAGACAAUGAACGGGAAGGUCUGACACAGAACAAAUCAGUGGUUCUGAACGCUUGGGGAAUCUCAGACUCCUUUGAGAAAUAUUGGAAAAUGGACCCGCUAUACCUUGGCGUGUGAUUUCAGCAGGUCUGUGGACUGCUUGAUGCCCAUCCAGGAAAGCCAAGUUAAGAAUCUUUGCUUUGGGCUGGGCGCGGUGGCUCACGCUUGUAAUCCCAGCACUUUGGGAGGCCGAGGCGGGUGGAUCACGAGGUCAGGAGAUCGAGACCACGGUGAAACCCCGUCUCUACUAAAAAUACAAAAAAAUAGCCGGGCGUGGUGGCGGGCGCCUGUAGUCCCAGCUACUUGGAGAGGCUGAGGCAGGAGAAUGGCGUGAACCCGGGAGGUGGAGCUUGCAGUGAGCCGAGAUUAUGCCACUGCACUCCAGCCUGGGCGACAGAGCGAGACUCUGUCUCAAAAAAAAAAGAAUCUUUGCUUCAAGUAGACCCUAGAAAUCCAUUCCCUUGGCAAUUUAUACAAUUCACGUCUCCCACCAUCCGUUCAUCUCACCUACCCUGCCAUCUCUCCACCUAUCCAUCCGGCUAUUGCUCCAUCUAGCUUUCCCUUUCCAUCUGCCCAUCGUCCAAUACAUCAUCUCACGUAUCUGCCUUGCUUAUCCAACUGUCUGCCCUAUUCACCCACCCGUCCCUUUAUCAUUCUACCCCCAUCUGGCAUUCCAUCCUUCCAACCAUUUAUCCAUCAUCCCACUUACCCAUCUUCUCCAUCCAGCACUCCAUUCAUCCGUCCAUCUCUCCCUCCAUAUUUCCAUCUGUGUCCAUUCAUCCACUCAUUUUGCCAUCCACACAUACUCACCCAGCCAUCUCCCAAUCCAUCAACAUACCCCAUCCCUCCCUCACUGGACUCUUCGGGGUGUUAGUACUAUGAUACUUCAGAGACAGUUCCAUGCUGAUACAGGGGAGAUCAAUUUUGGGGCUCUGGGAUAAGUCUGUCCCACAUCUGUCUGAUUUCCCUUGGCAUCCUUCCCGCCAGUUCCUCAUGAAUAUCCCAGUUCUUGUGCCCACUCACAUACCUCAGAUCCCUUCACUCCUCCCCACAGUUUGCAGCCUCUACAAUUCAUCCACAUGCUCCCUCCCCCAGCAAAAUAAUUCAGGUGGUGGAGACAAAAGGCUUUUAUUUUAGGUUCUGUCUGCCCCCUUGUUCCAGCAGUGGUAUGCCCAGUGAGAGGCACAAUUUAAGCAGUUUCUUUGGUGAUGAUUAUUAGCUGCUUUCAUCAAAUACUUAGCCUCUUGUGCUUUAGCACAUUAUUUAUGUAAGCUCCCCUGGGAUUCUCUGAAGCACUCUGGUGUCCUGGCUAUGAAUUCAAGUCCCAUCUUUACUUAUUUGAUGUGGGUCCUCCCUCUGAGCCAGUUUUCUCAUCUACAAAAUGAAGACAACAGUACUUCCCUCCUGAGAUCACUGAAGGAUUUAGGGAGCACAUCCUUCCACUUCCCAAACAUGUUUGAACCUCUGACUUGCUUAGGAGCAUCAUUCAAAUCACAGAUCCCACAGGAUCUAGUCCCGACCUGUUGAAUCAGGACCCCCAGGGCAGGAGGAGCUUGGGAAUCUGAUUUUUUUUUUUUUUUUUUUUUUUUAAAUACAGCCUCACUCUGUCACCCAGGCUGGAGUGCAGUGGCGCAAUCUUGGCUCAUUGCAACCUCCACCUCCUGGGUUCAAGCAAUUCUCAUGCCUCAGCCUCCCGACAUAGCUGGGAUUACAGGCGUGCACCACCAUGCCUGGCUAAUUUUUUGUUGUUGUUGUUUGUUUGUUUGUUUUGUUUCUGAGACAGAGUCUCGCUCUGUCGCCCAGGCUGGAGUGCAGUGGUGCGAUCUUGGCUCACUGCAAGCUCCGCCUCCUGGGUUCACGCCAUUCUCCUGCCUCAGCCUCCCGAGUAGCUGGGACUACAGGCACCCGCCACCACACCCGGCUAAUUUUUUUGGUAUUUUUAGUAGAGACAGGGUUUCACUGUGUUAGCCAGGAUGGUCUCGAUCUCCUGACCUUGUGAUCCGCCCGGCUCGGCCUCCCAAAGUGCUGGCAUUACAGGCGUAAGCCAUCAUGCCUGGCUGGGAAUCUGAAUUUUUUUUUUUUUUUAGACGGAGUUUCCCUCUUUUUGCCCAGGCUGGAGUGCAAUAGCACGAUCUCGGCUCACUGCAACCUCUGCCUCCCAGGUUCAAGUGAUUGUCCUGCCUCUAGCUGGGAUUACAGGCGCCCACGACCACGCCCAGAUAAUUUUUGUAUUUUGUAGUAGAGACGGGAUUUCACCAUAUUGGCCAGGCCAUAGUGGUCUUGAAUUCCUGAUCUCAGGUGAUCUGCCCGCCUCAGCCUUCCAAAGUGUUGGGAUUACAGGCGUGAGCUACAAUACCCUGCCCAGGAAUCUGAAUUUUUAGCAAUCAGUUAACAGCAAAUAAGCUGAGAUUUACUGGGUACUAAGCACAUCCUAUGAACAUUACAGCCACUUUAUAUAAGCUCGUUCACUGUCCUCAUAACAUUUCUAAUAUGCAAGUGAGCAUGUUUUUUAAUCCUCAGUCUAGAGGUGAGGAAACUGAGGCAGGCACAGAGAGGCUAAGGGAUUUGCCUAGUCACACAGCUAGGAAGGUGCAGCACUGAGACUCGAAUCCACACAGCUUGGCUUAAGUCUACCAUUAAAUUUGCCUGUCCUGGCCAGGUGCAGUGGCUCACGCCUGUAAUCCCAACAUUUUGUGAGGCCGAGGCAGGUGGAUCACUUGAGGUGAGGAGUUCCAGACCACACCAACCUGGCCAACAUGGUGAAAUCCCGUCUCUACUAAAAAUACAAAAAAUUAGCCGGGCAUGGUGGUGGGCGCCUGUAAUCCCAGCUACUCAGGAGGCUGAGGCAGGGGAAUCACUUGAACCUGGGAGGUGGAGGUUGCGGUGAACCGAGAUUGCGCCACUAGACUCCAGCCUGGGAGAUGAGCAAAACUCCGUCUCAAAAAAAUAAAAUAAAAUACAUAAAUAAAUGUGCCUGUCCUGUGCCAGGUGCUGUUCUUGCCAGUGGGGAUACGUGAGAGAACACUGCCUUGCCCACAUGAGGCUUGUGGCCUGGUGCUGCGCGCAGCUCAGGGGAUUCUGAUAAUUAGCUGAGUACAGUUGCCAGCACAGGGCCUGGCUCAAUAAAUAUUAGCUGCUGGCUUCUG